UUGAAGCGUUCAGUUUUACAAGUUGGAUGUCUUCAUCAAUAUUGAGGUACGAUUAUCGCCAAACAUCUUUACCUACCUGGAAAUAUACUAAUUGAUUUUUACAGAAUCUGUGUUUACUUUCCAAUGUAGACGUAUUGGUACAUUUGAGAUUGUUGAAUUAUGGAUAAGAUGCUUUCUUUAAAAGUAAGCCAUUCGUUUGAAGUUUUUCAAUGAUCGGUGGAUAUGGCUAGUUUUCGGACUACUGGUAAAAAAAUUAAAAUGGCGAUGCCUAGAAUGCAGAGUAGUUCCAGUCAGUGUUGCUUAUGUUCUAUCGGGGUGUUUCUGUUUCUAUUUGGCAUCAUAAUGAUAGCUACAGGUGCUAGUCUUAUUCUUAAUUAUGGGAUAGUAAACGAUGAUUUGUUGCUGCCAGAACUUAGAAACGAUGAAGGAAAGAAAAUUGUAGGAAUUGUUUUAAUAUGCGUAGGGUUAGUUUUUGGAAUAGUGAGUGUGUCCGUUAGUGCUUAUUACUUUUGUGCGCCUUCAAAACAUCCAAUUUCUAUCAAACCGGAUGAUAUCAGAAGUAUUUCGAAUGGAAGUACUUUGUCGGGUGCAAGAAUAACAUCUACACAGAGGCCUGGCUCUAACCAAAGUGCAAGAAGCGGUUCGAAUCAAAGUGCAAGAAGUGGUUCAAACCAAAGUGCAAGAAGUAAUGGUCAAGGGACAAGGAGGAAGGUUAGUCCAGUUGAUGGACCACUCAAACCGAUCGAAAAAUCUUCAGGGAGUCAAUUUUCUCAAAGUAUACCUAGUGUUCACCAUAGAUCGAAAAACAAACAAAAGACGAAAAAGAAAAGCAAACGACUUGUAACAAAAACACAAUUAGAAGAUAUAAAAGAAUUAGAUACGGUGUCCAGGAAAACAAUGGACAUCGGUGACGAUAACAAUUACGAUACUCCACGUAGUCCGAGUGAGUUAGACUCCGCUUCGAUAAAUACUAGUGAAACGUCUAGUAGAGUACCAACAUACCACGUGACAGAUUAUAGCAUGCAACAAUCAGAUCAUAGCAUAAUAGUGCAAACGGGGGGUAGCAUAAAACAUACAAAUCAUUAUAACAUGCAAACAAAUAAUAGUGAUAUUGACACAUAUCAUAAUGCGCUUCCGGGCACAGCGUCCUCGGAAAAUAGUAACGACUAUGAAAGUGACGAUCAAAUCAUGAAUAAAAACAAAAGAAAAAAUCAUUCACAUGGUAGUCAUGACAAUCCAACUUUCGAUGGUUGUGAAUUAGAAUCCACCGGAAGCGAGUCUACAAUCAACAAAGCAAUAUUAAGUGAUGUAAACGAUGAACAGUCCCAAACUUCAUCAUUGUGAUAGUAGUUUCUUCUUUUUUUUUUAAAUACAACGCCGUGACGUCUGCUGGAUUCAAUCGUCACUCGCCUGCUGAAUUUUGAUUGGCUGGUCCACUCAUGUGAUAAAAUAUUUGAAUGAAGUGCUGAAUUAUAAGUCACUGGUAUUUUUUAAUGUUCUAUUAGUUACAUGUCAAAAUGUGUCGUAUGCUUGUGUCAAAUGUUAAAUAUCUCAAGUCUUCAAAGUAGAAAUGAACUAUUAAUUAGAAAAUAAAAACUACGUUUCCUUCAAACGCUAGUUUCACACGAUGUAGUCAUUUAACCUAUUACUAUUACCUAGCACUUAAUAUAUUGACUAAACUUUUAUACUAUACCUAGCUAUCAUUUAACGUUCUUCUUCAGAGGUGUUCUGAUCGUUUCCUCAGAAAUAUUGAAGUAGAACGUAUACUAUACCGAUAUCGUAGUAUAUACUCAAUAGUUGUAAACUUUCCAUUCAAUAAUAUGACUUGUCCAUAUUUAAACAAAUGAUAAUUCACGGAGAUACACAUUUUUUGUUUGUUCAUUUGCUCAUUAUUUUUCUGACAAUCAUUGUUAUUUUCUGUGAUACGAAAUUAUUUCAAGUAGAAAUUAAAAUGUCAUUUUGUAAACCGUCAAAUUAUUUUUAAUAAAACAGUAGCUACGGAGACAUAUGUUUGUACAUAACUAACUUAGUUACUAAGGACAAACAUACCACAUGUAAGUUCUAAGACUAGAUCACCAAUUUAAUUGAAUUCCUUGCGUGGUCGUUUACGUUACAAUCAGCUGAAAGAAAUUAAGUAUUAAAUACUUAUGUUCUGAAACAAUAUAUACUAUAUAUAUACGAAAAAAUGUUAAAUACUUUUUUUACACAUCAUAAUGUAAAAUCUCCGUUGUGCUUAACAUUUCAUUAUUCGUCUACUUAGAUUUAUCUGUCACCGACUGUCUUUGGUUUAAGACAGAUACUCCUGUUUGUUCCACUGGUAAAACUAUAAUGAAAUUGUACGCGAGUUUAAACAAUCCCAUUAACAAUCAUAGUAACUUGUAGUCGGGUAGGUUAUUCAGGGAAUACAAUUCUUACCCCGGGUUUUAUAACUUGCUGUAUUUAUAUUUAAAUGAUUUACGUUAAGAGUUGUGUGUGAGAGCGAAAUUUUGGUGCACUUGAUCAAUGCAGAACAGUCAAAUUGUGAUCUUUUAUUCUUAUACAUGUGUUUGUUGAGUGUUGUUUAAACUAACAAGCUUUUUACAUGCCAUAUAUUUUUUUGUCAAUGCAAGUAUGUAAUGUAUGCAGUUAUCGUAUAUUUCUGGUCAAUGCAAGCUCAUGUAGUGUAUCUGUAAAGAAGAUAUUUCAUAUUUUGUAUAAUUUAACUUAUUUUUUACUGUAAACGAAAUAUGUUAUUCUUAUUUCACCAAUAAUUACUGUAUUAUGUUCAUCUAAUUGUCGUUUAAACGGCUGCAUACUUCGAAACCAUUUUCUAUUCAAGAAGUGGAAAAUAAUGUUUCAGUUAAUAAAUCUAAUCAUAUUAGUCAUAAAAAUGUUUUACAUAAUUUAAGAGUAGUUCACAUUUUUUUUUCCGAACAAGGUUUAGUUAGUUAGUGAAUAUGCCAUUUUCAACAGGUGAAAUUUAUAUUUGGAAAUACAAAAAAAUAUUAAAACAAAUUCGUAUGUUGACAUUUCAUGCAUCUAAUAAUUUCCAUUAUCUAUUGGAACUUAACAUGCAUUAAAAUGUCUUUAUACUAUGAAUAUGUUUUAUACGAAUUGCCGGCAAGUAUCCGUUUGCAUAGUUGUAGAUUUUUGAAACAGCCUUUGACAAUACGUAUAAAAUUCUUUAAGACAUUCGUAUCAUUAAUAUUUUCGUCCUGAAUAUGCAUGAAAUAUUUGCCACUGGACGUGAAGCAAACAUUAAUCAAUCAUCGUUUAUGUUAAAUCCUGCAAUAAUCCCUUACCAAAGUGUUUAAUGGUUUACAGUUAAAACUGCUGGUGUAACAUUUAUUUGUGAUAUAUGUCAAAACUUUUUAAAUCCUUUAAUUUACCAUAUAUUGUCCUCAAUUGUAGAUCUAAAAUGAUAUCAUUAAACUUUUAAAUGGUCUGAAGUGAAAUCAAAGUUUUGAAAUUAAGUACGAAAUAAAAUUUAAUUUGAAACUUAUAAAAGUUGCAGUUAAUUUAGAACUUAUAAAAGUUUACGACAAUCAUACUGUGGGUCUUCUUCUUACUCUAACAUACGGAAGACUUUGCCACUAAUAUUGCCAAGGUUCGGUCACUACCUAUUAUAUAUCAUGAUGCAGGGAUUCCUCAGGUACUUUGCUUGAACUGACGUUAUGAAAUAAUCAUCUAUGACCUCAACAUAUUAAUUCACCGCAGUUUUUUUUUUUAAAGAAAUAUGGAAUUUUCCCUCUUUAUUUGAAGGGGAUGUAAAACGAAGAUGGAAUAACGAAUUUAUCUACAAAACAUUAACUAUACAUAGAACUAGCGAACCAAAUAUGACAAUCGUAUCUCAUAUUACAUUGAACAUUAAGCAAAUAAUUACCGAUCAAUAAAUCUUACGUCACCUAUUUAUUUCAUUAAUUCAACAGAAAGACGUUUUAAGGUAAAAUACAAUCCUUGUUCUCAGCCUCGCUUUGAAUAUUUAGAUUUAUAUAAGGCUCUUGUGAAGUUUGUGGUAUUAGGUAUAUAUUCCUUAAUAAAUCUUAAUUUUGAUUGAAAAUCAUGAAAUUAGUAGGUAAAGAUAUUUAGUCCUAACUUUCUCGGAGCCUGAUUUAUUUACAGUCUUCUUUGUUUGUCUAAAUCCUAAGGACCUUAGAUGAAUAGAGCAUAAGAAAUAAAACAACCAAGUUCUGGAUGUCCAUGCAUACGAGUAAGCUCCACAACAUUACACACUAUGAUUCGGUUACGGCAUCUGUGAGCUUGAUGCAUUGACCAUAACCUUUCUAAUAAUGCGAUAAAUUUGGGGAUACUAUAUAUUGCAAAUAUUACGUCCGUUAGAGUAAUAACAAACUUUAAAAUAAUACAAGACACAUUAAAGGAAACACAGUAGUACUGCCUUUAAAAUAUAUUAUACAGUUCUGUUUAGAUUGCUUGUCUUUGUAAGUGAAGAAUAUCUUUAUUAUUAUGUUAUCUUAUGAUUUUUUUGAAAAUAAAAAUCAACAUUUAAAGAAA
This is a messenger RNA of Mytilus californianus (California mussel), 4491 nucleotides long. RefSeq lists its product as uncharacterized. The transcript has 3 exons. The record is from RefSeq and is a predicted model, not a curated record. The coding region runs from base 223 to 1344 and encodes 373 amino acids. Lineage: Eukaryota; Metazoa; Mollusca; Bivalvia; Mytilida; Mytilidae.